Messenger RNA from Strongylus vulgaris, 936 nucleotides. Lineage: Eukaryota; Metazoa; Nematoda; Chromadorea; Rhabditida; Strongylidae. The record is from the annotation of a GenBank genome assembly.
AACGGCGCCCCGUCACCGCCAGCCCCGCCUGCACCACCUGCAGGUCUACUGGCACCAGUAACAGGAGGACCACCAGCACCGCCUCCGCCAUCAUGUGCAAUGCCUAAUGGAGCUCCGAAGACUGGCGCACCACCACCUCCACCUCCCCCACCUCCUGGCCUAGGUAAAGCUGGAGGACCACCGCCACCACCACCGCCUGGAUUUAUGAGCGCACCUGGAAACGCAGCAACUAUAAAGAAGACCUACCAGACUAGGAAUAAGCUGCCCCAAUUGAACUGGACCGCUAUGAAGCCAAAUCAAGCGAAAAAUACUGUUUUCGAAGAUCUCAACGAUGAAAAAAUUAUCGAGAAGUUAGACUUCUCUAAAUUGGAGGAGAUGUUCAAACUUCAACCAGCUAGUGGAGAUGCAUCACUGGAAAAUGGUAAUCGUCUAGAAGUUGGAGCUGCAGGCGCUGGAGUUAGCCAACAUAGCCCUGGGUCAACCGGAAGUGGUCCAACGAAGAAAAACACGUUAUUGGACACGAAGAGGUUGCAGAACGUUGCCAUCACCAGGCGGAAAUUAGCUCUUGAACCUCGAGCCAUAAUGACUGCGGUCCAUCAAAUGGACCUGAACACAUUGUCAGCUGAUAAAGUGGAUAUUUUGUCUCGUAUCCUGCCCCAUGAGGAUGAGCGGAAGCUCUAUGCUGAACGGGGAGAUGAUGAAGGACUUAGUGAUGAGGACCGAUUUAUGGCAGCUUUGUGUGAAAUUGAACGUCUCGAGCAUAAGCUGAGCGUUAUGAGGGUGAUGGCAGAUUUCGACGAGAGUGCAGCACUGUUGGAGCCGGUAAAGAUUUUUGGUUUUAGAGUAACACUUUUUGAAAAUACAUUAUUUUUUUUAUUGCAUUUCGGAAAAGCGGCCCUUAUUUGGCUUUCUUCGAAAGGUCCUUUGAAGUACUAG